Messenger RNA from Colletotrichum navitas, 552 nucleotides. RefSeq lists its product as uncharacterized. The record is from RefSeq and is a predicted model, not a curated record. The transcript has 2 exons. NCBI's taxonomy places the organism in Eukaryota, Fungi, Ascomycota, Sordariomycetes, Glomerellales, Glomerellaceae. The coding region runs from base 109 to 552 and encodes 147 amino acids.
CUCAAUCUUUCUACAGUAUCCAGACUCUCUACUCUUUCCCACACACAAGGCAACAUACCAAUCACUUUAUACCAAAGUUUCUCCAACCAACCCUUUACCAACACCAACAUGAAGUUCACACUCACCUUCUUCCUCGCCGGCCUCGCCUCCGCCGCUGUCAUCCAGCAGCGCACCGCAGACGAGUGCGCGACCUUCACGCCUUUCCUGGCCCCCCUCUGCGCUGUUAGCAGCCUCGCCACCAACCUCCUCUGCCCGUUCACCCCGCUGUCUCUCACAGCCAACAUAUGCCAGGACAUCGACACCGACUGCCCCAUCCACCCGCCCACCUCGUUCUUCGGGCAGCUCGACCAGCUCACACUCAGAACGUGCCGCAUCUCUGUGUUCCCUGAAUUCAACUGUAUGGGCGACUCGGUCGACAGCGGGACUCUGUUGGGGAAGCAGAAGACCAAUUGCAUCGAGGCCCCCUACUUUGAUAAGCUUGUUGAAGGCGGUGUUGCUUCUGACACCAUAUUGCCGUUCGGCUUCAAGAGUGUCAAGUUGGUCUGCGCUUGA